UAAACACUUUAUGAAAAUAAAUAAAUUACCUUACCAUUGAAACCUACAAAAAACCAUUAGUUUUAGCCAAUUUUAAGGUGUAUCAAAGUGAAAUUGCUUCUUUACUCACAAUUCUCUCCAGCUUGUCCUUCUCAGGAAAUGAAUAAACUGAACUCAACUUCCAGGACAUUUCUGCCCCAUGUUCCACUUCUAGAAAAAAAGUUGACUUAAUGUAAUGUGAAUGCACAAUGUGAGUUUACUAUUUAUUUGGUGGUCAGGAAGCUUGAUAUUUUUAAUAUACUCCUAGGUUUUGAGUAGGUGUAGUUCUUGCUUUCUUUUACUGUAUGGGGGCACAGGCAACUUGUUCUCUAACAUGGGACAUCCUAGAUUAGAGGCCUACUUGGUAUUUUCUUACAGAUUCAUAGAAUGCACGUCAUUGUCCUUAGUUUUGACGACUGGUUGACUUGUAUAGCAGUGAAUGACGAUUCUAGAAUAAGUGUAUAAAGUCUUCAGUUUCAGCUUAAGUUUUUUCAUUGAGUGAAGCUUCUUCUUUUGAACCAACAAUGUCAAAGACAGUUUUAUAUGCAUUAGCCAUAUUUUCCUUUACCUUUUUCAUACCUUUGUCAUAUGGCCAAACUCCAAGCUUGGAAAUUGAAGUUGCUGCUUUGAAAGCUUUCAAGAACUCAAUCUCUGAUGACCCUUUUGGUGCACUUGUGGAUUGGACUAAUGCAAAUCACCAUUGCAACUGGUCUGGAAUUACAUGUGAUCCUUCUUCAAACCAUGUCAUCAACAUUACGCUGUUUGAGACGCAGCUCAAAGGCGAAAUCUCUCCGUUUUUGGGAAACCUCUCCAAACUCCAGGUUCUUGAUCUAACUUUGAACUCAUUUACUGGAAAUAUUCCACCUCAGCUGGGGCAUUGCACAGAGCUGGUUGAGCUCAUUCUUUAUGAAAACUUGCUUUCUGGUGAAAUUCCUGCUGAACUCGGAAACCUCAGAAACCUGCAGUUAAUAGAUUUUGGAAAUAACUUUCUGAAUGGGAGUAUACCUGACAGUAUAUGCGACUGCACUGAAUUGUUGUUAGUAAGCCUCAUCAACAACAGUUUCACAGGCAAAUUACCAUCUGAUAUUGGUAAUUUGGCUAAUCUUCAGUUGUUUGUAGCUUAUGAAAACAAUUUCAUUGGUUCUAUUCCUACCUCCAUUAGAAAGUUAACAGCUUUGCAAACCCUUGAUCUGAGCGAAAACCGAUUGUCUGGACCUAUACCACCAGAAAUUGGCAACUUGUCAAGUUUAGAAACUCUUCAGUUGCAUCUCAACUUCCUUUCUGGUAAAAUUCCAUCUGAACUUGGCCUCUGCACCAAUCUUGUUACCUUGAACAUGUAUACUAAUCAAUUCACUGGAAGCAUACCUCCUGAGCUUGGAAAUUUAGAAAACUUGCAAACGCUUAGAUUGUAUAACAAUCAGUUGAACUCCAGUAUACCAGCCUCAUUGUUCCACCUUAAGUCAUUAACUCAUUUAGGACUCUCACAGAAUGAGCUAACUGGCCAAAUUCCUCCCGAGUUGGGAUCUUCAAUGUCACUACAAGUGCUUACCCUCCACUCAAAUAGGUUGUCCGGGGAAAUUCCAUCAACUAUAACAAAACUGACAAACUUGACAUAUUUGUCUUUGAGCUUCAAUUUAUUGACCGGAUCACUUCCAUUAGAAUUUGGGUUGCUCUAUAACCUGAAGAAUCUAACUGCAAGUAACAACCUCCUAGAGGGAUCUAUUCCAUCUAGCAUAACAAAUUGUUCACAUCUUCUAGUUUUGACCCUCACUUAUAAUAGAAUAACGGGGGAAAUACCCAUUGGGUUGGGGCAGUUGUCCAAUCUUACAUUUUUGUCUUUGGGAUCAAACAAAAUGGUGGGGGAGAUUCCUGACGAUUUCUUCAACUGCUCAAUGCUUGAAGUUCUAGAUCUGAGUGAUAACAAUUUCAGUGGGAAACUCAAACCGAUGAUUGGCAGACUUUCUAAACUUCGAGUUCUAAGAGCCCGUACUAAUUCCUUUCUUGGGCCAAUCCCACCAGAGAUUGGUAAACUGAGUCAACUGAUGGAUUUAGUGCUUGACGAAAACAGUUUCUCAGGUGUGAUACCACCAGAUAUUUCAAUGCUUUCAGACCUCCAGGGUCUUUCGCUGUAUGACAACAAGCUGGAAGGUAAACUUCCGGUGCAACUUUUUGAGCUUAAACAACUCAAUGAACUCCGGCUGCAGAACAAUAAUUUCUUAGGUCCAAUACCUCACCAGAUAUCCAAAAUGGAGUUACUCUCGUUGCUGGAUCUGAGCGGGAAUAAGCUUAAUGGUACACUCCCAGAGAGCAUGGCGAGCCUCCGCAGACUGAUGACCUUAGAUCUUUCACACAACCUUCUUACUGGAUCUCUUCCUCGAGCAGUACUAGCCAGCAUGAGAAGUAUGCAAUUUUACUUGAACGUUUCCAGCAAUUUUUUGAACGGAACGAUCCCAGAUGAGAUUGGCGUGUUAGAAAUGGUUCAAGAGAUUGAUAUGUCAAACAACAAUCUAUCAGGCAGCAUUCCCAGAUCCUUUGGACGAUGCAAAAACUUAUUCUCACUGGACCUAUCAGGAAACAUGCUCUCUGGUCCUGCUCCAGGUGCAAUUCUCACCAAAUUAAGUGAGCUUGUGUUUCUGAAUCUCUCAAAGAACAGAUUACAAAGCGAACUUCCUGAAAUGGCAGGAUUGCCACAUCUUCGCUCUGUUGAUCUUUCACAUAACAAGUUCAAGGGAAUCAUUCCAGAGAGAUUUGCCAGUAUGCCUGCAUUGAAAUAUCUCAACCUUUCUUUCAACCAACUUGAAGGUCACAUUCCAAAGGGGGGUGUAUUUAACAAUAUAAAGUUGGAAGAUUUAUUGGGAAAUCCAUCUCUAUGUGGAACUAAGUUUCUCAGGCCUUGCAGCACCAAAAGCAUCCGAACAGGUACUCACGGGUUUUCCAAGAAAACCUUGAUCAUUCUUGCAGCACUUGGAUCUGUUUUUGGUCUCAUUCUUCUCGUGUUGGGAGUCUUUUUUCUUAAUCAGUACAUGAAGAAGCAAAAGGUGAAAGACACGGAGGAUAUGAUUCCAAAGUACGCCUCAGCACUGAGCCUCAAGAGAUUUUAUCAAAAGGAUUUGGAACUUGCUACUGAUAAUUUCA
Molecule: messenger RNA, 3153 nt
Organism: Nicotiana tabacum (common tobacco)
Lineage: Eukaryota; Viridiplantae; Streptophyta; Magnoliopsida; Solanales; Solanaceae
Source: RefSeq, a predicted model, not a curated record